Molecule: messenger RNA, 1147 nt
Organism: Mytilus californianus (California mussel)
Lineage: Eukaryota; Metazoa; Mollusca; Bivalvia; Mytilida; Mytilidae
Product: eukaryotic translation initiation factor 3 subunit H-A-like
Exons: 6
Coding region: 44-1033 (329 amino acids)
Cellular component (GO): eukaryotic 43S preinitiation complex; cytosol; eukaryotic translation initiation factor 3 complex
Molecular function (GO): protein binding; metallopeptidase activity; translation initiation factor activity
Source: RefSeq, a predicted model, not a curated record
AUUGUCCAGAAAGCGUUUCAUUAACCCCGACUCCUUUUCCAAGAUGGCUUCCAGAAAACACACGAGUUCUCCUGUACAAUAUGUUCAAAUUGAUGGUCUUGUUGUAUUGAAGAUCGUUAAGCAUUGUCAAGAAGAAGCUGCUGGUGGAACAGAUCUUGUCCAAGGUGUCUUGUUAGGUCUAGUUGUUGACAACAAGUUGGAAAUCACCAACUGCUUUCCUUUCCCCAGGCACAAUGAUGAAGAAGAAUUUAAUGAGGUUCAAUACCAGAUGGAAAUGAUGAGAAAUCUACGACAUGUAAACAUAGACCAUUUACAUGUUGGAUGGUAUCAGAGUACAUACUUUGGGUCUUUCAUCAACAGACCAUUAUUAGACUCUCAGUUCAAUUACCAAGACAAUAUAGAGGAAUCUGUUGUUCUUAUUUAUGAUCCUUUACGUACAACACAGGGAUAUUUAGCAUUAAAGGCGUACAGAUUGACCAGAGAAAUGAUGGACUUCUAUAGAAAUGGAGAUUACAGUCCAGACUCUAUUAAAGAGUCAAAUAUCAGCUUUGAAAAAAUGUUUGAAGAAAUCCCAAUCUAUGUGAAGAAUUCUCAUCUGACCAACGCCUUGUUGUGUGAAGUUGAAGAAAAAACUACUGAUGAAGAUAAAUUUAAUUAUCUUGAUCUGGCAACUAGUUCAAUGUUAGAAAAAAAUCUCCGUCAGUUAAUGGACUGUGUUGAUGAGGUUGCUAUGGAUGCCAAUCGUUUCCUUAACUACCAGAGACAAUAUAAUAAACAAUCUGUACAGAAACAGCAGUUCUUGUUGAAGAGGCAACAAGAAAAUACAGCAAGAGAAGCUCGAGGUGAGAAACCUUUACCUGAAGAUGACAUCAACAAGAUGUUCAAGCCCAUACCAGCACCUGCUAGAUUAGAUAGUUUGUUAUUAGCUGAACAGAUUAAUAACUACUGCCAGCAAAUCGGAGAGUUUUCAUCACAGAGCGUUGGAAAGCUGUUUAUGUCUGAAACUUUACAGAAAGAACCAUUAGAAAGUUAAUGAACAGAUUAAGCUUAGAUUUGAAAACUGACCCUAUUAGAUUGAUAUGGAUAGCCAUUUUGGUACUUUGAGAAUGAAACAAAGUUGUCAGAAUAAAAAAAUCAGAAACUGGAA